AUGGCUGACUCCAUGCCCUCCAGUCCUGCCUCCCCUGUUGGCACGCUAGAGUUAGGGUUAUGUAGUACCUUCCCGCUGCCACAACCCGUCUUCCUGGAGAAAGGAAAUACCUCAGUGAGGCUCCCCUCCUUAGCACUGGCUUGUGAGGGUGCAGAAGCUCUUGCUGCUGGAGCAAAUUACAUAAAAUUAUCAGGCCGGGUUGAACAGAAGAAGGCUGCCGACAAGCUGAAGUCGCCUGAGAAGCCAAGCUCGGAAAUGCCCGACCCCCAGCGGGGCAAGGGGGACUGGGGGAAGCCCAAGGCCGCCCCCAGGAUGCAGUUCCCAGAUUCCCCUCUCUUUCGGCGAUGGGGCAAAGACCUAACGGAGGACCAGCAAAUCGCAGCACAGGAGCUCUUUACUAAGUAUGGGUACAACGUUUACCUCAGCGACCGCUUGCCUCUGGACCGGCCUUUAAAGGACACCAGGCCCCCCAGAUGUCUAAAGAAAGAAUAUUCACAUGAUCUCCCAAUGCUUAGUGUCAUUCUUAUAUUCUUUAAUGAGGCUACUUCCAUCAUCUUACGUGCAAUCACCAGCAUAAUUAACCGAACACCUUCUCACCUCCUGAAAGAAAUUAUCCUAAUCGAUGAUUUCAGUUCAAAUGAGGAACUGAAAGGUCCUUUGGAAGACUAUAUCGACAAUGUCAACGUCAAACACCCUGGACUGCUGAAAAUUGUAAGACAUCGAGAAAGAAAAGGCCUCACAGAAGCUCGGAUUUCUGGCUGGAAAGCAGCCCGUGCAGAUGUGGUGGCUAUUUUGGACGCACAUAUUGAAGUCAACUCUGAAUGGGCUGAACCAAUUCUGUCUCGAAUCAAGGAGGAUCACACCGUUAUCAUAUCUCCGGUGUUUGAUAAUAUCCAUUUUGAUGAUUUCCAACUAACUCAGUACGCAGAGGCUGCCGACGGAUUUGACUGGGCUCUUUGGUGUCUCUACGAGUCAAUACCAGAAGAUUGGUAUGCGCUGAAAGACCAAACAGCACCAAUCCGGAGUCCUUCUAUAAUGGGAAUACUUGCUGCAGACAGAGAAUUUUUGGGGAAGAUCGGUGUUCUGGAUGGUGGAAUGCACAUUUAUGGAGGAGAAAAUGUGGAAUUGGGGAUCAGGGCUUGGCAGUGUGGAGGGAGAGUUGAAGUCUUGCCAUGUUCAAGGAUUGCACACCUGGAGCGAGCACACAAGCCCUAUUUACUGGAUUUGUCCCUUGCUAUGAAGAGAAAUGCGUUACGUGUAGCAGAAGUGUGGAUGGACGAGUAUAAAUCCAUGGUCUACUACGCCUGGAAUAUACCUCUUGAGAAUUCUGGGAUAGAUUACGGAGAUGUUUCUUCUAGAAAAGAACUAAGGAAGAGGCUGAACUGCAAAAGCUUUGAUUGGUACAUCAAAAAUGUGUAUCCUAACUUGGUCCCUCAGAUUACCAUUGUAGGCUAUGGAACAAUGAAAAACACAUUAAGUGAGAACCACUGCAUAGAUCAAGGACCAGUUCCUGGGAACACUCCCAUCAUGUACAAUUGCCAUGGAUAUAGUCCGCAGCACAUGUUCUAUCAUAGCACUGGAGAGCUCUUUGUGGGAGGUUUACGAUCUCGGCGCAACACAGUUGAUAGAUGCUUGACAGACUCUGGAAAAGGACAGCUGCCAGUUAUAGAGCAAUGUGAUGAAGCCACGAGAAAAGAACAGAAUAUGCACUGGGAUUUCAUACAGGGAUCAUCUAUAAUCAACAGGAAAACCAAAAGGUGUCUUGAAAUUGUGAAAUAUCAUGGAUCUCCCUAUUAUACUCUAGUUAUGCAAAACUGCACAGGUCAAAAAUGGUUUAUUCAACAUAUUGUGAAGCAAUGGGGACAGCAGGAAAAGGGGGGUGGGUAA
This is a messenger RNA of Python bivittatus (Burmese python), 1887 nucleotides long. The record is from RefSeq and is a predicted model, not a curated record. Lineage: Eukaryota; Metazoa; Chordata; Lepidosauria; Squamata; Pythonidae.